AUGCUAGCACUGGUGCUCAGCUUCUUCCUCCUCAUUUUCCAAAGCCCAAGUCUUGCUGAUGAUACAGUGGCAGAGGACAUUGGGCCUCACCAGCUGGAGCGUCUGGUGGAGCUGCUGACAGCUCAUGAAUGUGAGGAGCUCAUCUCUGCUCUAUCUCAACCUGAGGAGAGUAUCUUCCAACACUUGGAGCGACUAUCUGCAGAAAGGAACCAGUUACGAAGACGCAGAAACACGAACCAGCAGGCCCCCUGUCGCUCAGCGCUGAAAGAUUGGCUGCAGAUUCACGGGAAGGAGAUAUACUACGACAGGCUGUCUCGUGCACUGCAGCAGAUCGGCAGGACUGACAUUGCCAUAGAGGUGGGUAAGAACAUCAACCAGGACAAAACUCUUGCUAUGCAGAGAUAUGUGGAUGGCUACCAUGAACUUGUUAACCGAAUGGCCACCCAUCUGGAGAAGCAUGAAUCAGAAGAUCAUGAAGAUCAUAAGGAUCAUGAGGACCAUGAGGAGGUGCUGCAGUUCUCUGCAAAACAGGCUAAACAGUUCACCUGGAAAGACAUGGACUUGGUGGUGAGAAGGCAACCAGUGCCAUCUUUUCAACCCCAUCUGCUAGACAGAGUAUGGCCUCUACUUUACGGCCUCCUGCUUGGAUUUGCUGGCUCGCUGCUCAUAAGCGUGGCCGUCUUGCUUAUUAGCAUAUAUGUAUCCCAUGGCAACAGAACCAAAUCCAAGGCCGAGCAUCAGCCCUGUCGCUGUCCCCUCCUCAAUGUUGUGACAUCAGAGAUAUGCCGUCCAGAGGACAAGCAAAGACUGAAUAACGGAUGUUCGGGAGACUAA
This is a messenger RNA of Labeo rohita (rohu), 834 nucleotides long. Its product is annotated as transmembrane and death domain protein 1. The record is from RefSeq and is a predicted model, not a curated record. Gene Ontology annotation, molecular function: protein binding. NCBI's taxonomy places the organism in Eukaryota, Metazoa, Chordata, Actinopteri, Cypriniformes, Cyprinidae. The coding region runs from base 1 to 834 and encodes 277 amino acids. The transcript has 5 exons. Gene Ontology annotation, biological process: signal transduction.